AACAAAUGUCAGCAUAAGCAACAACAGAGCAGGAAUAGGAGAAAGCAGCCAUAAUCGCUCCUGUGACAUGAAAACAACAAAGCACCGCAAUUGGAAUUCACCAUCGCCGUACCUGAGAAAGCCUCUCUGCAACCCGCCAACUCCCCAUCCACGGACAAAUUUCACCAAGAAGCUACGCGGAAAUUCUCUCUCUGUAUCUCCAAGAAGGACGAAGCUCACCUCCUUAACCCCACCAAUAUUCCCGCCUUUCCUUGCUGUCUCUUUCUCCAUUUGGUUCUUAUAAUUUCCCUAUUUGCCAUUUCGGCUUUACGGCAAUCCCAAUCUCAUAUUUUUAUUUCUAUCGUCUGCCCAAUAUGGCAGAACCAAAUCGGUUUAACGGAAUUCGGCGUUCCCAAUUCCGUGGAAUUUUCAAUGGAAUUUGGUUUUCGGUGUUGCUUUUUUUAUUGUACAAUCAGAGGAAUUCUCCUCAGAAUCCGUUUCUCCUUAAUUCGCCUUGGCCUCGUACUCUCACUCAACGAUGGAGCUUGAGAGGCAGGGGAAUUUCUGAAAUUAAUUUUACUACCUCUCUCAAUGACGCGACUUUCGUCCCGCAUACUGAUCCGAAAGUGUGUGCUGGGUUGUUUGAGCACAAGGACUAUAGUAAUCACUGUGAAUAUUUGAUUGCUCACCCUGAGUGCACUUCAGGUGGCUUUUUCAAUUACAUUAGGUUUUUCUAUUGUGAUUGCCAUAAAUUUGCAAUUUUGGGUUAUAUAGUGUUGGGUCUGUGGCUUGUGUCUCUUUUUUAUCUGUUGGGAAAUACUGCCGCGGAUUACUUUUGUUGUUCCUUGGAGAAGCUAUCGAAUCUGUUAAAGUUGCCGCCAACUGUUGCUGGUGUUUCUCUGCUGCCAUUGGGGAAUGGAGCCCCUGAUGUGUUUGCUAGUAUUGCUGCUUUUUCUGGUAAGGAUACAGGGGAAGUGGGUCUCAAUAGUGUCUUAGGGGGAGCCGUUUUUGUUGCUUGUAUUGUUGUAGGUACGGUCUCUCUUUGUGUUGCAGAGAGGAGUAUUCAGAUUGAUAGGACAUGUUUUAUUAGAGAUGUAUGCUUCUUUCUGUUUGCUCUUCUAUCACUUGGUAUAGUUUUGAUUGUUGGUAAGGUGACUGUUGGAGGUGCAAUAGCAUUUGUUUCGAUUUAUUUUAUUUAUGCAUUUGCAGUUGCAGCAAUUGAGAUUUUCAAGAAACACGCCUGGAGAUUGAGAUUGGGUGCUGUAACACCAUUGCUUCAUGUGAAGGAAAGUAUAUUUUCUCGGGGCAGUGAAGAUGAUGAAUCAGUUUAUGCGUCAUUACUGGAGUCUGACUCCAAAAGUGAUGUACCACAUCUCCAAAAUAAGCUGCCUCACUGGAUGUGGGCGUCACAUGUGGCAAUUUAUUCUGAUGGGGUUGUGAAGGAGAGUUCAGAUAGCCCAAAUAAUGAAUGGGGUUGGAAUGAGGUGGAAACAGUGAACGAUCAAUCUUCCUGCUCCUGUUCAAAUUUGUUUUGCUUGCUGGAGAUGCCAUUGACACUCCUGAGAAGAUUGACAAUUCCUAUAGUUGAGGAGGAACGAUGGUCGAAAGCGUAUGCUGUUGCCAGUGCUACAUUGGCACCCAUUCUUCUGGCGCUUUUAUGGAAUACCCGGGAUGAUAUUGGUGUACUGAAUCGGGAAAUUUCAUAUUUCCUUGGUGUUGCUUCUGGUGGUGUCCUUGGUGUCCUUGCAUAUCUGUACACCAGAGCUGAUGAACCGCCACGCAAGUUUCUAUUUCCAUGGGUUCUGGGCGGAUUUUUUAUGAGUAUCAUCUGGUUCUACAUUGUUGCGAAUGAGCUUGUUGCUUUGCUUGUAGCAUUAGGUAUAAUAUUUGGAAUUAAUCCAUCACUCCUUGGCUUAACUGUAUUGGCAUGGGGAAACUCGAUGGGCGAUUUGAUGUCAAAUUUUGGAUUGGCGAUGAAUGGUGGAGACAGCGUGCAAAUUGCAAUGUCAGGGUGCUUUGCAGGCCCUAUGUUCAACACAGUUGUUGGGUUGGGACUGUCAAUGCUACUUGGAGCCUGGUCUAGGAGACCUAAAUCUUAUGAAGUUCCUGAAGAUAGCAGUUUGUUUUAUACAAUGGGAUUUCUUAUGUCAGGGCUUAUUUGGUCACUCAUUGUGUUACCACGGAAUGACAUGCGCCCUAACAAGAUGUUAGGAGUUGGUCUCAUAACAAUCUACUUAAUGUUUCUAGCAUUCAGAUUAAGCACAUCUAUAGGUGAUGAUAUGUCAAUGGAAGGAAUAUCUUGACUUUUAUAUUGUUACAAGCAGAGGCAUUUGAUAUUCUUUAAUCAAUGAAUUCGUAAAUUUUGAUCCUGCCCA
This is a messenger RNA of Hevea brasiliensis (rubber tree), 2354 nucleotides long. RefSeq names its product cation/calcium exchanger 4. The transcript has a single exon. The record is from RefSeq and is a predicted model, not a curated record. Gene Ontology annotation, molecular function: monoatomic cation transmembrane transporter activity. Gene Ontology annotation, cellular component: membrane. Lineage: Eukaryota; Viridiplantae; Streptophyta; Magnoliopsida; Malpighiales; Euphorbiaceae. Gene Ontology annotation, biological process: monoatomic cation transport; transmembrane transport. The coding region runs from base 354 to 2282 and encodes 642 amino acids.